This is a messenger RNA of Annulohypoxylon maeteangense, 685 nucleotides long. RefSeq lists its product as uncharacterized. The transcript has a single exon. NCBI's taxonomy places the organism in Eukaryota, Fungi, Ascomycota, Sordariomycetes, Xylariales, Hypoxylaceae. The record is from RefSeq and is a predicted model, not a curated record. The coding region runs from base 229 to 642 and encodes 137 amino acids.
CAACUUACCUAUCUACCUAAGUAUACCUAAGUUUAUGUCCACUAGGUAUAUAUAAGAGCAGAUCGUACCCCCCGCCAUUCUCAAUCAUUUCUUUCCAUCGCAUAGUCAGCCGAUCGACGGACGUUUACACAUAUCCUCCCAAUCACCAUCACCAAUACAUCAUCCCCACUGUCAUCAACUAUUACUUUGCGCGACGUGAAGCACAUUACCAAACAUCUCACCAACGCAAUGACGCGUGUCAACUGCCACCCCAGGGGUAACCACAACCACGUGAUUGUUGGCGAGCUUACAAUUAAAGAUCAACAACUGAGCAUAUUAUCACAAACCAUUGGUCAACCGCAGAAAACUCCCCCGUUUACAUGCCAUCCUAGUGACGCCCUUUCAGCUCUAGAAGUACUGGAGGCGGCAAGAGAAGGCCCCGAAACAAUGUCCGACCCGAGACUCGCGCAAGUACUUAACGACGCCUUCCUUGAUGUAUGGGGAAAGAUAAUGGAUCAUCCGAGCGGUUAUGUAAUGACGAGGGAUGAGUUCGCGAUAUUCAACUUCUUUCAAUACUUACGGCUAGAUGAGGCGGGCACCGAGAUAGCCAGGAAGGCCAGGGCGAAUUAUUGGAGUAGCUCAUGGGGUCCGCCACAAAAGUAAUUUUCAAUUCCGGCAUUAGCAUUACAAGACACAGGUCUAUGAU